Caenorhabditis sp. 36 PRJEB53466 is the source of this 1304-nucleotide messenger RNA. NCBI's taxonomy places the organism in Eukaryota, Metazoa, Nematoda, Chromadorea, Rhabditida, Rhabditidae. The record is from the annotation of a GenBank genome assembly.
AUGGAGGAUCACAGAGAGGAAAUGGCCGAAGAACGUCAGGAGGGACAAGGACAGCGUCAAUCCCUGGCGACGGCAAAAACAUACUUCACAAAAAUGGCCAACUUGGUCAAGGAGACGGUGAAGAAAGCUGAGUUGAUUUUGGCCGAGGAGCCAGAACCACGGCGCAUUAUUAUGCUCAAAAACCCUAAACAAGAAGCUGAUAACGCAACUUGUCGACGUUUCCGGUUUCAAGGAAACGAUCGAACUCAAAGGUUGAAGCGUCCGCCGUAUUGAAAGCGGAUAAGGCGAACAGCAUAAAGUUGAUUGAAGAGCACUGCGGAAAGCUGAGAUUCGCAGAGUUGCAGGAAAAGGUGGCGGCGGUGAUCGAGAAGGCGGAGCGGGCGAUCGCGGCCACUCCAAUUCCGGAAGGCGAGGAGACGCCAGAAGGAGAAGAAAGAGGCCAAUCGGAGACGGAGAGCAGUAAUGAGAAUCAGCUCACGAUCGGACAGGCUCAAAGGCGUAGAGUCGGCGAAAGUAACGGAGAGACAGAGGAGUUGAACGCCCAAACCGGUCGUGGCAGGAUCGGGGAUCAGGGUGAUCAGGUCUCGGAGGAAGCCAGGAGAAGAUUGCAGGCGGCGAGAUUGGCUCCAGAGACUCCGGAACCGACCCGGCAGAUGAGCCAACAAAAGUUGAAUGAGAUGCUCAUGCGGGAGAAUGAGAUCCUUCAAGAGCAAUUGUCGGAUGUCCAGGAGAUCCUUCAGGACAGACUGAGAGGCAGAGAGAGAGCCGCAGAGCCGAGCCCGUGGGGGGGAAACAGCAGAUCACCGAUUGAACCAUCCGGUGGCGCGCAGAACAUCUCCAUAAGAGACAUGAUCGAGUCAAUCGACAAGUUCUCAGGAGAAGACCCCUGAUUUGUACCCCCGAAUUCAUAAACCAAUUCGACGAACAGGUACACCACAACGGGUUCUACACGGCGGCGACGAAGUACUGCAUUCUAAAAAAAUGUCUGACAGGAGAAGCACGGAAGUUGGUGACCACCACAACUUUCACGGAGGAGGACUAUCGGAAGACCAGAGAGCUCUUUGGAAGCCACGUACGCGAAAGAUCGUGUACCGAAGCUCAUGAGAAAGUUCAAGGACUUACCGAUAGACCCGAACGAUUAUAUGAGAAUGGACACAGACAUAUCCAGGCACGUGGCAAUAGCCAACCAACUCAAUCAGAACGGGGUUCCGAUGGAUCACCCGCUCAUGAUCGAUGAGUUGAUAAAGAAGUUGCCAGUGGAUAUCAUGAGCCACGUAGUGAAAGGACGAGAUCGUCAAGAAUGA